CUGAACUGAAGAUUCUUCGAGCAAAAAGAAAGGACAUAAUUAUCUCCCCUCUCUCCUGUCGUGAGUUCACCGUACCAAGGAAAGGGGAAUCCGCCUCGCUAUGGGACGUUCACUGUCUCAAAGGAAAUGGGUCCGCCGAUUAUGGAGGAAAUAUUGGCUCGGAGAAAGAAGAAGUUUACCUGGCUGCGGGCGGUGUCGCAAAGACCCUCCUCCUCUUCGCACCCUGGUGGAUUCAAGUUGCCGCGUCCUCCAGCAGGUGGCAUGGGGAGGACUAGGGCGGUGGGUGCUCAUGGAGACUCUGUCUGGAAGGAUACGCGUCGGCCAAAGCCUGGCCGCAUGGGGGAAAGGAUGUAACUACGCUCUCUAACAACAGGACCAACUCUUGCUACUGAAUCUCAGCCACGGGAGUUGUUGAAGAAUCCUAUGCUGGAGGCGGACAUGAUCGAUGCAGAUGGUGGCCAGUCGACCUCCCCAACAGCAAAACGCAUCAAGCGGGACAACAACAUAAUGGACACUACUUCAAGGGUGGAGGAAACCAGCCUCGACUGGUCCCACGUGAAUCCAUGAGUGUUCUAGCGUGAAAUUGUCGAGGUAUCCGCUCCUCCUUGACAAUUCCGACUCUAGGGUCGGUUUAGACCCCAUGUUGUCUUCCUCAGUGAAACCACACGUGAUGAGGAGUUUGUGCGAGGGAAGUUUGCAAGCUUGGGUUUUCAUAAUUGUAGGUGUCGUGAUUCUGUUAGAGGGAGAGGAUCUUUAGCGGUUGCUUGGUCAUCUAGCAUGGCCUGUACAGUUCACUUCCUUUCUGAUUUCCUUUGUAUCCUCGAAUGUACAGUUGUAGGUGUAGGGUAGGGUCCUUUGUUCUUAUGUUUGUGCAUUUGUCUUGCGAUGCUCCCAUUAGGCAGGGGCAACUUAAUGAAAUUCUCUCUUGGGUCUCAUCUUUCUCUCUUCCAAUAUUUUUUCAGGGUGAUUUUAACUUUCUCCUUGCCCUUUCUGAAAAACAUGGUGGUAAUCUUCCCACUAUGGCAGCCUUGGAUCAAUUAAAUUCAUUUGUGAAUGCAGCUGGGUAAGUUGAUAUUGGAUAUCAUGGAUCCCCCUUCACAUGGUCUAAUCGACGAUCAGUAUCGACACACAUCAUGGAGCGAUUGGAUCUGUGUUUGGGCAGUGAUCUUGUGCUAUCCUCAUGGCCGGAGCUAAAGGUAAUUCAUCUUACUGAUCUAGGUUCUGACCACCGAAUGUUAUUGUUGCAGCUCACCGCACAGAAUCAACCAACAAGAACUCAGUUCCACUAUGAUGGGAGAUGUGAUACAAAUCACGAGGCUUUGGAUAUCAUCAAGCAAGCUUGGGGUAAAGUUACACAUGGUACUCUGCAAUUUCGAUCUUUCACUCAUCUCAAGUUUGUCCGUCAUGACUUGGUAGAGUGGGAUCGACUGGGUACAUCAAAUUAUGCACGUGCUAUCCGAGAGUGCCGGCAUGCUAUCGAAACAGAUAGGGAGGCCGACAUGGUAGAUUGGGAACAAAUUAAAGAGUUGGAAUUACAGUUGACAGAGGCUUACAAACAAUAAGAAGUUUUUUGAAAACAAAAGUCCAGAGUUGGUUGGCUUCAAAAAGGGGACUCAAACACUCGGUUGUUCCACCUAGCCACUCUUCAUCGUCGGCGGAAUAAUCGGAUUGAAGGGCUACGUGAUGAUGCUGGUGUUCUUCACUACACGAUGGACGUGAUGGCAGGUAUUGCAGUACCAUAUUUCCAGCUAAUGUUUACUUCUAAUCAUAUAGAUCCUAUCCAGUUUGUGCAAGGUCUCAGGUUGCCCCGGAAAGUGACUGCAACCAUGAUUACGUAUCUGACGGCCCCGAUCUCCAAUGAUGAAAUUCGACGAGGGUGUUUAGCAUCGGGCGCUACCAAGCUCCAGGGUCUGAUGGCUUCUUUGCAGGAUUCUUCCAAACCCAUUGGGGAAUCAUUGGCAAGGAUAUUAGUGUAGCGGUUCUAUCCUUUUUUGCUUCUGGUCGCAUACUGCAUAGCUUCAAUCACACGUGCAUCACUCUCAUGCCCAAGGUCCCCAAUGCAGAUUCGAUGAAUCAACUUCGGCCAAUAAGUUUAUGUCAGGGUUUUUAUAAAAUUAUAGCCAAGAUUCUUGUUGGUCGUCUUAGUGUGAUUUUUCCUAACCUGGUAAGCUUGAAUCAAAAUGGAUUUGUUCAUGGUCGUUCUAUUACUGAUAACAUCUUAAUUGGACAAGAAGUCAUGCACUUUCUUAAAACAAAGGUACAGGGUCGUGACAAGUGGAUGGCGUUGAAACUCGAUAGGGUCGUUACUCGAAUUCUUCUGUUGGAGGGUGGUGCAAGGCUUCUUACUGGUGCGAGCAGUUCUACACUAUAAGCGGUUGGUGGACGACAACACUUGCCCAAUCUGUAGCAACGACAGUGAGAGCAUUUUCCACUCCUUCCUUCACUGCCGGGUUGUCGUCGAGUUGUGGGACCUAGCUGGCUUAGGCCUUGUUCAUACAAGGUUAGCGUCUCUUCCCCAUGCAGAUUGUUGGAGUACACUGUUCUUUAAUUGUCAUCUUUCUACGUUGUUGGGCGAUCCAUAAGCGCAUACAAUAUAGGGGACCAACUCUAUUGCGACAGAUACGCGUUAAAGUGGACGAAUGACACGCGGCAACUACGCCGCUCACACUGCACAGAGGACCUCGCCUUCGGAAUGGUCAAGAACCCAACUCGGGAAUGGGCUCUCGAUCUCAGCAAGAUGGCACUUGUCCGGCGGGAGGAAUCCUUGUCCGAGUUGACGGGGCAUGGCGGCAGGGAUCAGGAGGCGCAGUCGGGUUCGCCGGCUUUUCAGAAAAUGGCGCUUUGCUAUUUGCCUUCGGCAAACAUUACCCAGUUAUCGUUGACCCCUUCAUUAUGAAAUUGUUGGCUUUACACGAUGCAAUCAAUUGGUGCCUAGCACAUGGUUUUGUUGUGGCAAACUUCUGUGGGGAUUGUCAAACGUUGAUUCGGAACGUUAGUGAGCGGGAGGUCGCGCAUAGCUGUGGAGGCGCAAUUUAGAGGAGGUCCGAGUGGCCAUUUCCUCCUUUUCAAUUUUUUCUUGUACUUAUACUACUAGUAGGUACAACAAGGUUGUCCAUCUAGUGGCACAAAAUGCCAUUUUAUCGGCAGUUCGACUAUUUAUCGACUUUCUAUUGAAGCUCAUUAUCGGUGACAAAUUCAACUUCGUAUAAUUACAAAGAAAUAGAUAAGCUACCACUUGUAAAGAGAGAGAGAGAGUGAGAUACGCAAAGCAAGUGAAUGGGGUGAACACCAACGAACUUCACUAUUACUGUUACAUAAUCGAUCCCCCACAGGGCAACUCUCGCCGGCGCCGGAACUUAUGCAGAAGAGGGUAUUUGCAUGCAGCAGCAAUAGCAUCGGAGUGGCGCUUUGAUUUCAUUGUGAAUGUGUUCUUUCCAUACACAGUCCCGCCUCCAUCAUUUCCAUAUAUGCCCCUCGCAUUUGGAGAAGAAUCAAUAGAUUAGCGGAUUGCAUAAGACACCAUCUUCGGAAAAGUAAAGUAAGUAACAAUCAAUCGUCGGCAAAAAUGUACAAAGCUCUUUCUGAACAAAACGUUGGGUUAAGAAAAAUGAAUGACAACACAAUAAAAUAGAAGAAAAUGUCGUGUUAUACGUUCUGGUCUUGUAUGCCUAUGAUUUGUAUCGUCAAGUUGGGAGUUGUUCGAAAAUUAGUUAAUCUACCCCCUUUUUCAUUAUACAUUGUAUUUCACCAUUUUUAAUUUUUAUACAUCAUUUUAAAACAUUAUCAUGAUAUGGUGCAACGGUAAGUUAAGAAUCUGGUAAUGCUACCAUAAUACCUCCAAAUUAUGUGAAAUGUUCUUUUAGGGAGUUGCUAAAGGUCACUCUUAAAAUUGCUAAAUGUCGCCCUAAAAAACAUCAAAGUUACAAAUUUAACCUUUUAGCUUCUUUACUCUUCCUUUAGCAAACAAACACCACUUAGUAAAGAAAAUAAAACAUUAUUCAAAAGAGAGAAUCCAUCAUCGUCAUUCUGGAGUUGGAAUCGUCGAUAUGAUGUCUGGAUCAUGACUAGCGACUCUGAAUCGGUAAAGUUCACUCAAAAAUUGAAAAAAACAAAAAACAAAAAAAAGGGAACCGUAACUCAUUUGCGGUUGCACCAUGGGCCAACCACAGCUCACCUGCGGUUGCACCAUGGGCCAACCGCAACUCACUUGCGAUUGGUCCAUGGUGCAACCGCAAAUGAGCUGCGGUUGGUCCAUGGUGCAACCGCAGCUCACUUGCAGUUGCACCAUGGACCAACCGCAAGUGAGUUGCGGUUGCACCAUGGACCAAACGUAACUUGCCUUAGGUUGAGCGUUUUUUUGGAAAUUUCGUUAGAGAACGGGCGACGACGGCGGGAAAGACGCCGACGAACUGGUGCGUCGAGAAGGAUUCGCGAAGAAGGCAUAUGAGGGGUUCAGUUUGAGGGGUUAGGGAUUGUUUGGUUUGUUUGAAUUUUGAAAUUUUAUCGGGGAUAUAUAAGUCAUUUAUCAUUAGAGUUAGGACGACCGUUAGCAAUUUUAAGAGCGACAUUUGGCAAUUCAGUUCUUUUAUAGGGGUGAAUGGUGAUAUAAAUUUGAUUUUUUUAUUUUGUUGUUAUUUUUUUUUUAAUUUAGUUUAUUGUGAAGGCAUGAAGGGGGAUUGUUUUCCUUUUAAGGUGGACGUGCAUGAACAAAGGCAAGGGUUGGGU
This is a messenger RNA of Linum trigynum, 4725 nucleotides long. NCBI's taxonomy places the organism in Eukaryota, Viridiplantae, Streptophyta, Magnoliopsida, Malpighiales, Linaceae. The record is from the annotation of a GenBank genome assembly.